Messenger RNA from Triplophysa rosa, 4948 nucleotides. Its product is annotated as E3 ubiquitin-protein ligase TRIM50-like. NCBI's taxonomy places the organism in Eukaryota, Metazoa, Chordata, Actinopteri, Cypriniformes, Nemacheilidae. The coding region runs from base 2599 to 4047 and encodes 482 amino acids. The transcript is spliced from 6 exons. Gene Ontology annotation, molecular function: zinc ion binding; protein binding. The record is from RefSeq and is a predicted model, not a curated record.
GUUUACAAUGCUAAGUGACCAGUUAUUUAAAGGUGUAUUCUCACAAGAACAAUUGUGUCUAAAUUGUUCAUAUGAAAUGUAAAAUAAAAAUACUCAAAUACAUUUUAAAACAUUACGACACUUUAUUACUAAAAGCUGCUGUAACAAUAAAAAUAUUGUACCAUAUUAAUGAUAAUUCUAUACCACAAAAUAUUUGUUGUAAUGCAAUGCGUUUGCACAUUUAGUUUAUUGCAACUAUUGUUUUUGCUAGUGGUUGUCAAACUGCAAGCCGCCAGAUGGCGCCAGAGGACCACGGUUUUUUACAUUUAUGAGCUAUAGAAUUUAUCAUAAAUUACAUGUAAUCAAACAUCACAGAAUGUAACCCACAAAAUAGAUAUUUAGCACUGUAUAGUUUUUAGUCAUUUGUUUUCACAGCAUUGUGCAUUACUAACACCUGUAGGUAAUGUUAUACUGAUAGAAACACGCGCUGAUAUUGCCCUCUAGUGGAUAUAGUCUAAAUGACCGGGACUUCUUGAUCGUUUAAAGGCAUUUCAGGCUAAACCCCAGUCCAAAAAUGAUGUCUGUAGAGCAUAUUUGUACAAUAUUUGCUUUUAAUACCCCCUGAGGUUAAAUUAACCCAUGAAAAUGUGAGGUGUACGCUACAAAAUAAGGAAAAAAACAACUUACAAAAAUAACAAAAGGAGUUUUUUAAAGAUUACGUGGCAGAGAGACAAAUUACAGCCUAUCAGAGAAUGAAUUUUAAUAUAGAAAACACAAUGUAUAAGAAACAAGAAGCUUAAAGAAAUAAAGGUAAUUGAAUCAGUUGCUGUAUACGUAUUUGGUUGAUCCUCUCUUGUUUUUUGACUACAGCAAUCAUUCUCUUGAUUUUUUGUCCUUGUAAAUGCAUCUUUAUGUUUUAAUAAAUGGCAGUGUUGGAAAUCUUUUUAGGUCACUACUGUAAGAGGACCAGGUUUUUCAUUUUAAAGAGAAAAAUUGGAUUCAGAUAGGGAAAAUGUCGAAUUUUGCCACCGUUAUCACCAAUUAAAAAUAUUACAGUCUCAUUUAUAAUGUUUUUUUUUUUGAUAAAGCACUAAAAUAUGCUGGAAGUUGAACAACGAAACCGUGAACUAUGACCAAGAACCAUGCAGACCAAGACCAUGUUUAUGAAUCAAGACUUACAAACCUAUACAUUUUACACAACAUCUAGUUCAGUAAAGUUCACAAAAUAAUAAUAAAAGAUUCAUAUACGUUUGUACCGCACCGACAGCACGAACAGCAAGUUGUUUCAACUGCUGUCAGACAGUAACACACUUCUUUUACAAACUAGCUUCUGCACAAACAAUUUUCCACGUUCCAUCUAUAAUGGUUUUGUGUUUUUACUUCUAGCCAAUCUGGGAGAGAAACAACAUCACACUCUACAAGGUGCAAACAAGCAACAUGUGAUAUCAUUCAGAGAUCCUUGUGACUUUUCAUUUGCUUUCAUGAGGAUUGUUAUCUCAUCUGUUCUUGAUAACAGAAGCAUUAACGCUUGAGGUCAAACCUUGUGAGAGAGAAGUGGCCUGAUCAAGUGCCUUUAGAGAGUGUGUUGAUAAACAAGCUCUUACACUGAAGGUGACCUCUGAUAACUGAUCUCAGACCUGCUACAUGAAGCCAUAGAGAUGUUUUUCAAAGCUGUGUCCGCCGCUGCAUUCAACUGUUAUGUGAGGUUUUACAGUGAAGAUGGUGAAUCUAAUGGUUUCCAUUAUAAAUACCAUUAUGAACCAUUUGCUGUUUACCAUUAAAACCAUUACAAAAUUCCUUUAUGUACAGUGUUGGGCUUUUUGGUGUUCCACUGGUUCCCAUCAGCCGAAUAACAUCCCACUAAUAGAAGCCAACACAUGCCCAGUAAAAACCAUCAGAGACCAUUAUGGUUUCCAUUAAAACCAAUACAAUUGCCAUAACAACUAUUAAGUACAUUAUGAUUUCUGUAAUAGGUUUUAUUGCAAAUGGAAAAUUGUGGCCAGUUACAAAAAACCCUCAACAGAGAGUCAAAUAGAGUGAAGUAGGACACGCCUGUUCCACAGGUAGAAAAACGUCUGUGCCAAGAACUAACACUUGCACUGUUACAAUGAGAAACCAUUGAGUUGUUUGAUCAUUAUUAACUGAAUUGAAGGACAAGAAUCAUUAGAAGGUAACAUUUUUGCUGAAUAAUUUAGAACGUUUAAACUAUUCCAACACUGUAAAAAAAUGUUGUUUUUUUUUAAAUGGUUACCUGCAAAUUGUAAGUUAAUUCAAUCAAUGACUUUCUCGUUGAGUUGACUAAUAUUUUUAAGUAGAAUUAACUCAAAAGUUUAAGACAACCAGGUAACUUUUUGUUUGUUUGUUUUUGUUGAACCAACAGUUUUUUACAGUGUUAAUGUUUUUGUUACAAUUACAAAGUGAGGCAAGCUUUUUGACCAUAAGUAAUUUUAAUGACAAAAAUUGUUAAAAGGCAACUUUUGUGUUUAAAUUCAAAAUAGAAACUACUCAAAUAUUCUUUUAUAUGUAUUUUAUAAACUCUUUAUAUUUGUUUUUGUGUAUUUAAAUGAUUCUAUACUUUGUAUUGUUUAGAAAUGAACUAGGCUAUUUUCUUCUGCGUUGAUGGACCGGCGCUGGAGUGUGGAGUCUCUGGAAGAUCAGCUCCGUUGCCCCGUGUGUCUGGAGAUCUUUACCGAGCCUCUGAUCCUCCAGUGCGGUCACUCGUACUGCCGCGGGUGCGUGCGCGCUAUAAGCGUGAACCCGCUCGGGCAGCUGCAGUGUCCCGUGUGCCGCUGCGCAGUGGACGCAGACUGUCCUCCGCCCAAUGUAGCGCUGGCUCGUAUCGUAGACGCCGUUCGGAGCCUGAACACACCCGAUGAGGGCCCGUUGGAGAUCUGCGCUCAACACAACAACCCGCUCAGUCUUUACUGUGAGGACGACCGGGCGCUCAUCUGCGGGCUGUGCGGGAGUAUCGGGGCGCACCGGGCGCACAAGGUCACGCCCAUUAACAGCGUCUACAGCAGCAUGAAGGAGGACAUCUCAUGUUUGAUGACUGAGUUUCAGACUCAGAGGAGGAAGCUUGAGGAGCAGAUCUGUAAAAUGGACUUUAAUAAAUCUCGCAUCACCAAUGAAUCAGAUGUGUUAAAGUGGGUGGUGCGGAAGGAGUUUGGAGAGCUCCGCCGCUGUUUGGAGCUGGAGGAGGCAGGUUUCAUGGAGAAGGUGGAAAACGCUGCCUCCACCCUUAUCUCCUCCAUCCAGAGACAGGCUGAACACGUGAGCCAACUGCUGGCCAAGAUCCAGUCUGCUGAGGCCACACUAGAUGCUCUGAGCAAUGACGGCCAUCUGGAGUUCAUCGCUAAAUAUGGAUCCAUUGCUCCAAGAUUGCGUGAAGGCCAGCAGAGGGAGCAAAGAGAUGAGAAAAUAUACAGCUCCAUCCAAUUUAAUCCUGGAUUCAGCCACAAUGAUAUUAAAAUGUAUGUGUGGAAACGACUUCACAGGAGAGUCCUGCCCGCACCAGAGCAUUUGAAGUUCGACCCCUUGACAGCCCACCCUAUGCUGCAUCUCAGUAAAGACAGCACCAAGGUUGAGUGUGGCAUCCUCCUCAAUCGCCUGCCCAAUAAUCCCGAGCGUUUCAGCUACAGCUACUGCGUGCUCGCCUCUCGGGGCUUCUCCUCCGGCAAACACUACUGGGAAGUCCAGGUGGGCGCCAAACCCAAAUGGCGGAUCGGACUGAUCAAAGGAACCGCGUCACGUAAAGGCAAACUCUUCAAAAGCCCAGAGAACGGAGUGUGGCUGAUGGGCCUGAGGGAAGGCCGCUUGUACGAGGCUUUCACCACUCCACGGGUAGUUCUGCCCCUCAGCACCCACCCGCAGCGUUUAGGAGUUUUUCUGGACUACGAGAGCGGACAGAUCACUUUCUAUAAUGCGGACAGCGAGGAUGAGCUUGGAUUUAUCUACUCGUAUCAAGCCGAGCUGCAGGGAAAAGUGUUCCCGCUGUUUGAUGUGUGCUGGCACGAGCGCGGAGUCAACAAGCUGCCCCUCUCCCUGACACAAGCUCUCACUCACAGAUAAAGAGCUUGAUGCUAGAACUUCUCCAAUAAAAACACUGUCCGUUCAAGUUACGGUUCUUAAAGGUCCAGUGUGUCAUUUUUUGGAGGGUCUUUUGCAGUGGUGUAAAGUAUUGGAGUAAAUGUACUUAGUUACUUUACUUAAGUAUCUUUUUGGCUACUUUGUAGUUGUACUGAGUAUUAAAGAUAUUAGCAACUUUUACUCUCUACUUAACUACAUUUUUGAACAAGUAUAUGUACUCUUUACUCCACUACAUUUGUAAUGACUAAUGCAGUUACACAUUACAUUUUGCAUGGCACCUAUCUUAUAAUUAAUAUUGCUAUUUACAGGGCAAUUUACAAAUCUACAAUCUUGUGGAUUUUGCUCUAACUUACAAAAACUUGUCAACAUGUCUUCAUUAUAUGAAUAUGAGUGCAGUAUCAGGUAGAUGUCAAUCGCUGGCGGUUUAUACAUGGUUAGCCCUUACCCGCUAUUUCUACAGUAAUAUAUUGGCAACACUGUUGCCAGCUAGUUACUGUAGGUCACACAUCUAUAGCUCUUAUUUUAAAAACUAACUCUUCCUAAAUGUGCUCUAAACAUGUUUGCUCAAAAUUUGACCAUGUGGUGGGACUAUUGCCAUGAAGUGAUGUAAACCAGUAAAAAGAAUGUAUAGUAUUUCAAUUUUCAAAAGUGCUCUCACACUAUAUAGACAAAAUAUUAACCUAUAGAAUGAGUCGGACACAGAGAAAUGAACAAUCCACAUAUGAAUCUCAACAAUGGUGACAAUCAACUGAACAGCUUCAUGCUGCAAUGCAUGCUGGGUACAUAGUACAAAACUCAUUCAUGAUUGUUUGUCACCAUUGAUGAGGUUUGUAUGUCAAGUGUCUAACUGUGUCUCAAUUGCAAAGAAAGAUUUUCUGACAGA